Molecule: messenger RNA, 155 nt
Organism: Dentiscutata erythropus
Lineage: Eukaryota; Fungi; Glomeromycota; Glomeromycetes; Diversisporales; Gigasporaceae
Source: the annotation of a GenBank genome assembly
AAGAAAGACGGCGAAACCGCACUCCACCACCAACCUACGAAGAAGUUUCAUCAAUGAUAAAUAUGAGUUGCCGUGAAUCUCCCACCGGUCAAAGGGAUCGAUCUGCAUCCCCAACCUGGAGAAAUCCCACCAGAAGAGACGAAACUACUAAUUGA